CGCGCCGGCGGACCCGCACCGCUGCGCGGUGCCGGUGCUCAAAGGCCUUCUUGCCUAUCACGAGCUGCGAGGUGCGCAGAUCGACGCGCGUGGCGCCCGCCGCACGCAGGGCCUGGAGACGGGCGAGCUGCGCGUGGCGCUCGGCUUCAAGAGCCUGUGGCUCAAGCUGCUGGACACCAGCAAGACUUGGGGCGCUGUGGUUGGGAGCUUAGGCUUCUGCGACUGUCCGACGCUCAGCCGCCAGCAGGUGGACCAGUCCGUAGUCGCGGUGGGGCUGCACGGUCCCCACUUCGCCGCCCGCAUGGGCGAGCCCAGCUCCAUUGAGUUCCAGUCGGUAGCCGCGCUGCGAGGUUGUGACGAGAUCUGGGGGUUCGACGUCACCAGGCCGGUGGAGGAGAGGCUGCGUGGGUUCAUUGCCGCCAGCUCGAUGGAGCGUUCGAGGUGCGCCCCGUUGCAGGCCGCGUUCCUCUCGGUGUGCGCCCAGAACUACCUCGCGCGGCAGCAGCCCCUCAAGGCCAGGGACGCGCUCCACUUGGCAGCGAUGGUGUCGCUGCUGGCGGGCGACUGCAGCGGCGAGCUCACGGUGCCCCCCCCGCUGGCCUCGGCGGACAUCCUGUACAACCACGCGCGGGCGCAGCGCUACGCGCGGGAGGUCGAGGCCGGGCGCGCUGCCCUCCACGAGAUGGCCUGGAGGCCCUCCCCG
Messenger RNA from Prorocentrum cordatum, 703 nucleotides. NCBI's taxonomy places the organism in Eukaryota, Dinophyceae, Prorocentrales, Prorocentraceae. The record is from the annotation of a GenBank genome assembly.